AUGAAGGGCUACUUGGUCAGCUGCGGCGUGCCCAAAAACAAGCAGAGGAGGCAGAUCCUUUGCCUAGGAUGCGUGGGCAAGCUGAUGGGGGAUUUGAAGGUCAGCGCCGAUGCAGAGAGCGUGAGCCUGUGCAAGCACGAUGCGCUGUUGUUCGAGCGCCAGGCCUCAGGGAGCUGGAGGCAAAAACUGGAGCUCACGAACGAGCUGCUUGAGGCUGUUGUGAUCUCAAACGAGAGCACCCCUGAGGAGCGCCUCGGCAUCCCGGCCCAAGCUGGCCUCUUCCUGAGCGGCGUCCUGGAGGGCACGUGCCGCAUAGUCGUACCGGCUGGAGUAGACGCAUGUGCGCCCGGCCCCCUGCGGCUCUACAUGACGCAUUGGGAUCACAACCGAGCGAGGCCAAAAGCUCUCGGCAAGCCCAGCAAGGAAAAGGCGCUGCUGGAGGAGUGCUGGUGGGAUAGCCAGGGAUACUCGAACUGCUCGUGCGAUCGUGGCCGGCUGGCCAGGGACGCUCCUUGCGUCCAUAAGCUGGUGCUCGCGGCCCUCCGCUCUACGGGGUUGCAGCAAGGGGACCUUCCCACUGCCAGAGAGUUGGGACGGGGAGCGGGGCUGGUCGAGCAGGUGGGUACGGACUCUACGGGGCGCUUCUUUGCCGUGAGAAGCAGCCCUAAGGGGGUCAGCCCAGCGCACAAGAUGCUGCAUCGGAGCGUUGAUGGCGACUGGUACUGCCAGGGAAAGAGGGACGGCUGUCCGUCGCAGCACGACUGUAGCCACAUUCUCGCUGCGAACUUGGCCGUCCGAGCGGGGCAGGUCCAUUUUGCACAGGGGCUACUUCUUGGGCAGGAUGCCCUAAGUACGGCGAGGCAGUGGCUGGAACGAUGGGACGGAGCGCUUGGCAGGGGUGAGGGGGGGAGCGAGUCGCGCUCGAGUUCCGAAGGGGCCAGCGAGGAGGAGGCGCACCUGAUGGGCCUCAUAUCAGGACAGCGCCAUGAGCCGGCCGGAUGCGCUGGUGCGGACUGCUUCUGCCGAGAGCACCAGCAAUUGUUCGGAGUAGCUGAGCCGACCGCAUCAGCGCCUCAGGGGCUGAGCGUGAGCGAGCCAUGGACGGGGGCGCGCAGGAGCAAGCAGUGGUAUAGGAGUCACGCGGGCGGGGCUCCUUUGAUCGUGGCGCCCCAGAGUGUCCGGGAGCCACCCAUGGAGGCGCUAGGCAAGGAAGCGAUCCGAUGCUGGGUUUCCUCCUGCGGCAACUGCACGCUGGAGGGUGCCCAGCGGGGAUGCCAGCAUGAGGGCAAGGGAAGGGCGCCGGUCAUGCUUCAGGAGACGCAGGCCGUCCAGGUGACGCAGCCGAAGCUGAGCCAGCUGAGCGACGCCCCGGACUUUCACGACCCGUGGGUGAUGCGGCUGAGGUGCGGACCGAUCAGAGUCAGCAAGCUGGUGGGGCGGGACUUCCAUGAGCUGGGCGACCUUGGGAUGCUGAGCGCGCCGUGCCCUCUCGAACCCCCUCUGUGCGGUGGAGAGUGGGCGGGGCUGUGGCAGGACGCGCUGCUGCUCAAGCAGAUGCAGCGGGGGCAGUCGGGCUUUGGGGCGCUGCUGGAGGGGCAGCAGGAGGCCCUCUGGAGGGCACCAGAGUGCGCCGUCCUGUCAGAAGAGACGUGGCGGAAGGCGAGCCUCGAUUUCUUCCGGCUGGUUGGCCGGCAGCUCCUGGAAUGCUGCAGCAUAUGCGGUCCGCACCCGGAGGUCUUGCUAUGCGAUGGGAUCGUGGGGAUUGCCAACUCCGAUGGCGGGAAGCGCCCCGGGGGGCUUGGGUCGACCUCGCACGACUUCCGCAGGCCGUUCACGCAUCCGGGGCGGUCUGCAGACGGCGCCGCGCUCGAGAAGCAAUCGGUUGCGGGGCGCGACUAUUGCGCUGCAGGGCUGGAGGGUGGCGGUAUGAAACGGCGCCUCGUACUGCAACCCGAGCUGCGGGAGCUGAUAGCACGCGUCUCCAGGCAUCGACCGGUGAGCGAGAAGCUGGGCCAGCCACUGAGCGAGGCCGAGUACCUGGGUCUGAAGGAGGCCCUCGGCAGGGAGGACGUGCUGCUCGUGACCCGCUUCAUUCCGGGCGAUGGAGAGGGCCCGGUGCCUGCAGACACCAGACGCCGCCUCUUGGUCGAGCAGCGCCAGAUGGUCCGGGACAAGAACCGGGCGAUGCUGCGAUUGCUGGAGGGGAUCGAGCUGGAGCAGGCGGCGAGGGGUGGGAGCCCGCGGCUGUGGGAGCACUGGCCGUGCGAGUGGGGUGAAUUGCUGUACGACCUGGGGGCGCACGACUCGGACGACGGCAUCAUCGGCCACUCCGACGGGCUGGCUGU
Klebsormidium nitens is the source of this 2345-nucleotide messenger RNA. NCBI's taxonomy places the organism in Eukaryota, Viridiplantae, Streptophyta, Klebsormidiophyceae, Klebsormidiales, Klebsormidiaceae. The record is from the annotation of a GenBank genome assembly.